GUUCGUGUAACGCUGUUCGAUGUGGGUCCAGGCGGGAGAAGAUCUUGCUGCUGAGAUGAUAUUAGCACUGGAGCUCUUCAGCGACCUGUUAUUGCCGCCGUAGACAGAAAAUGAGGAAAACAACAGAAAAUCAAGGAAACGCUCGAGCACUUGGAGAAUACUUCUCACCGAAGAGUAAAGUGAAGGACCUCGCACCUCGCUCUCUACCGCAAUCUUUUCACCCAGAGACUCCAAUGAAGCCCUCUCAGGUCCCUAACCGGAUUUCUCAUCCACCACCGAGGAGAGUGUUACCGCUUCAAACACCUGAAAUGUGCUACAAGGACAGACCAGGUCCACGUUGGCACCCUCCUCACCCCCCAGGACCAAUUUAUUCAACAGUGCUUGUUCCAGGCAGCACAGCCAACUUUGGAAACUCAGUAAAUAGUCCCCCACCAAUGGCAAGGGACAAACUAGGUUCUCUGCAGCACUCGGCGCAACCAGGACCAGGACCAAUAUGCUCUCCUUUGGUUGUGCCAUUUAGCCGAACCAACGUAGAUACCUCACUUAAUAGGCCACAACCCUCACAUCCCCAUUUAUUUCCCCCUGCACCCCCUCACUUCAUCAGCAACGGCUCCCCACUCACCUUCAACAAGAAAGGUCCCAUGACUGAAUCCAAGGGUACUUUAUCUAACUCAGGAACACAAAACCAAGAAUCAAAACAGGCUCAAUCGAACGAUGUGAGGAGUUCCACACCUACUGUCGAGCUGCACAGGCCGCGUAUAGGCUUUAAAAUCUCACCACUCCACACCAGAGCAGCCCCAGCACUUAAGCCACCACCCACUUCAGGCUCAGAGCGAAGCCGUCCUGAUGUCACCCGGAGGCCCUCGUGGGGCUACCAGCCUCUGAAUACCCAGUCCCCUGACAGGAGUGGUGGUUACAGUUUACCCUUCACCCAUGGCACUGCGGCCCCUUGCCAGAGCCAACAACAUGUGCGAACACCUACAAGUGAAAGUGAACACAAAAGUACAGUGGACUUGAAUCGCUCUUCUCAGAAGAGAUGCAAGGAGUUUGAGCGCUGUUACGAGAACGCCAAGAAACCGUGUCUUCAGGGUACAAACUCUCAUGUAACACAAACUGCAAAACCCACUGUUCAGAGUAAUUCAGUGGUCUCUCCGCCAUCAUCAAAGAUUACUUCAGUCUUGGGGCUGUCACCCAAAACUACAGGUAGCCAUCUGGGUAAGGAACCAGCAUGCGGACAGUCACCGUGCUUGGAGCCAUCAUCAAUAUUCAAACCCACCCAGUCAUGCUAUACAUCAUCAUCAUCACCCAAACACUGUACGAGCAGACCACCAUCAAUGGGCGCAAAGCAAGUCUUUUUAAAUGCUGCUCAGAAUCAUAAAGUGGAGAUAAAAGAGAUAAAAUUACCUUCAAAGUCAAUUGAAGAAAAUGUGCAAAAAAGAAGCGAAGAAAACCACAAAAAGGAUAAACCAAGCACUUUGUUACCCUCAAAGUGUCCUCAUAAGGACAGCAGACGAUCACCUCAUACUGAGGUAAACAGCCACCACUCAGGUCAUACUGUCUGUGGUACCACGGGCUUCUCAGUGAAGCCUCUAAGCAGAAGUAAUCAAGUGGGGGAGAGCAGAAAAUUGGACAGAAGCACGCCCAAACCAACCUCUAAACCAAAUUCAGGCUCUUCGAGCAGCCGCACAGGAGAGCGGAAAAAAUCUUCUCAUGCACGAAGACCUGUUGUGAUUUUAGACGAUGCAGCUGAUCUUUUCACCCCUGAUCCCCUUACUUAUGUGGUCAACCCUGCAUGUAGGAGUACAAAGCCCAAGGGAGAUGGGGAAACAAUCAAGUCUCCCACCUCAGAGAAAAGUUGUGUAUCCAGCCCUUCAUCCAGCUCCGGUACCUUAUUAAGUGGAUCGCCGUAUUACAAAACUCAGAACUCCACAGUCAAUGGAUCCCCUCAUGCAACAUCUUCCUCAUCACAUAUUCCACAGGUCUGCUUGCCAACUAUAACUUUAAAGCGGGUAAAACUUGAAAAUGUCCCUGUGAAAGGGAAGGAACUCAAAAACAGUCCCAUCAGUUCUUCAGGCAGGCAGCUAAAGAAUGAGAGCGUUAAAUCUGAGAACAAACACACGUCUCCUCUCUUCAACAACGUGAGUUCAUGCGAGACUGACGCUUCUCCCUCCGAGCAAACUUCUACAUCCCACUGGAGACGGGCAAGUGAAAUGGACAGAAAGCAGGUGAAUGAAGAAGAUCCCAUAGACGUGGAGUUGGACCUGGGCCUAAGCUUUGCAUUAGGUGAGGAUGGAAGCCUGAGCUCUCACAGCAGUGAGGAGGAGCAGCUAAUUUCAUUGCAGGAGAUAAUGGAACGUGCAGCCAAACCUCCAGAGACACCAGAGAAAGGAGCCUUCUCAGAACCUAGUACACCAGGACAUCCCACCUGCCAGUUAAAAAAUCUGCCAUUGCCAUCCUCCACAAAGUCAGGCAUCUACAAGAACAAUCUUGACCAGAUGCUGACAGAAAUAAACAACAGUAAAAAAGCUAAAGAGAUUGAGCAACAGCUUCUUAAUGCAUGUAAUGAGGACCUGCUAAGGAUCGCUGAAUAUGAGGAGGCAGAGGAGAACCGGGAGGAGGGCAUCUCCACUGAACAGCAAGAAUUCCUUCAGCGCUUCUCGUUGAUGUCCAGCGCGAUCAGGGAAGUGCCUCCAGGGGAAGUAGUUUUCAACCUGGAGAAGUUUGGCCGGAUCUUCGACCAGGAUACACUGCAACUCAGGCAAUGCAUGGUCAAUCCACAGGGGAUAGCACAGAAAACGCUUCUUUGGUCCAGCCCAGCUCAGCUCAGAUUGCAUUUGAAUAUUGGAUUGUUCCAGGAAGCUUACAACUGUAACUCACCCUGCCCAACUCAGGUUACCUGUUUCCUGUUCAAGAUGAUGUCAGUCCACAGUGAAAGGAUGGUAUCUGAAAAGAUCCUGCAGGUCCUGUGUGACAUCGCCUGCACUGCUGCUUAUCAGAUAGUGAAAAAUGGCAGCCAGCAGUUUGAAGUGUGGGUGCCCAGUUUAUCCGAUGUGACGCUGGUCCUGAUGAAUAUGGGAGUUGCGUUUGUUACACUAUAUCCUUUUGAGAAUCUACAGCCUUCGUUCACAGAAGGAGAUCUGCUGGAGGAUGUCUACAUCAAAAGCGAGAGUCCCUCCAGUAAGGAAGAGAUUGCUUUCCCUGAACAUAACUGCAACAGCAUCUUGAAGUAUCUGUCCUACUGCAUGGGCCUGUGUCCACGUGCAUACAGCGACGAAGAGCUGCUGCUGCUGCUAACUGUGGUUGGCAGGGUUGGUCUGGACACACGGCUCAUCCUGCAGUCCACUGUGGAGCUGUACCCUCUGCAUUAUAAAAUCGUCAACAACUUCAGGGAGUGGGACACUAUGCUUCCUAGGAUCUGUCUGGCCCUCACUAAUUUGACAGAUGAUCAUCACAACAUGUGCCUGCUGGUUCAACUCCUGCCUGACAACACACGUGGAAAACAACUGCGCAGACAUCUUAGCAUGUCAAUGAUUUCUAAGCUGCUGGAUGGAAAUUGCACUUACAGACCCACACAGAAUGAGUUUCAGCUCUCUGAACUAAGACCAUACGUUCCCCGCAUGCAACCUUCCACCCUUUUCCGAAGCAUGCUGAGGAGUCAGAAGGAUAAAGAAGAGGACACUGCCACCCUCGACCAACAGUCCUACUACCUGUGCUAUAGCCUUUUGACACUGGCAAAUGAAGCGUCCAAUUUUCAUUUCUUCCCAGCUCAUCAAAAGGGCCAGCUGCUGUUCCUGUCGUCUGAGCUGAAUGCACAUGUUAAGUGUGACAUAAGAGAGAGCGAGAAAUGUCUUUACCGGAGCAAAGUAAAGGACCUGGUGGCCAGGAUCGAUACCAAGUGGCAGAUGCUUCUUCAGAGGACCAGGCCUCUUGAUGGCCGGCUGUAUGACUACUGGCAGCCGGUAGAUACUCUCAUCAGCAGCCAAGAAGAUGAAGACGAUGAAGAGGACACUGUGAUAGAAGAUGAGACCAUGAUGGAGGAGGAAGAGGAGGAUGCUGAUGUAUCAGGGGAGACUGAUGUUGCAAUGGUUGAUGAGAAGGAGCAGGAGGAGAAAGAAGCGGAGAGGGUGGAGGCAGAAGAGGAGGUGAUGGUUGAUGAUGAAAAGCUGGCAGAAAUGGAGGGACAGGAAUGUACCACAAAUGCCACAAGCAAAACGGAGGAUGCAACACAGUCAGUGCCUUGUGACUUGAACCAAGUGAUGCCUGAGGUAGAGCCUGAAGUACCAAAGGAGCCUCAGGCAGAGGAUGAGCAAAUAGAUGCUGGGAACGCGGCUCAUGCUGAUGUAGAGGGUGAGAUGGUUUAAAACAAGAGAGGUUCCUCACCUGGUUCCAGCAGGUGAUUUGAUGUUUGAUGUUUUCAUUUGUUUUCAGGGCUUUAAUAGCCAUUGCCUUAAUGUUCAGCUCAGUUUGCACUAUUUACAUGUCUUCCUCUAUCCCUGAGCCCCUAGGUUUCAUAGUCUUCCACAGUAAAUAAAGAUACAAACAUUAACUGUAUAUUUAUUAAUAAAGAACAUUUUUGAAGACAUUGGAAGGUUUGAGAGCAGAAGCCUUUUCUACUUCUUGGUUUGUGCUGCUAACAAAAUAUUGAUUUAAUGUUUUUUUUUUUUUUACAAAAACAAUAACUUAAUGUAAAUGCCUCUGGUAAUUUAUUUCUUGCUCUGCCACUAUUUUCGUGUCCAUAGUUGUGUAGUUUGUUGCAAUGUGGGUACAUUUGUGUUGCACGCUGUGGUUAAGUGCCUCGUGUGUUUUUUUUUGUUUUUUUUUAAGCAAUUUUUUCUACAUCCUUGUUGUCUACUGGCAGUGCUGUUUGUCAAACUUCAGUAAUUCCUCAAAAACA
Molecule: messenger RNA, 4894 nt
Organism: Stegastes partitus (bicolor damselfish)
Lineage: Eukaryota; Metazoa; Chordata; Actinopteri; Pomacentridae
Gene: slf2
Product: SMC5-SMC6 complex localization factor 2
Exons: 21
Coding region: 111-4361 (1416 amino acids)
Source: RefSeq, a predicted model, not a curated record